CCGCUAUUUACGAACAAGCCAAUGCGACCUGCUGUGAGGGAGUCAGGGAUUGAUUUGGUCAUCAGCUUCUUGUUGGUACUAUGCUUUGCCCGGUGGGAUGGCAUCUGUAGCCUCGCAUGACGUGGCCAUGCAACAGCCAUCGCCAUCAAAAUGUGCAAAUAUACCCGGUUGCUUUACAAAUCCGACCCCGAAUCCGCUCAGGAUCCAUGCUGGGUUUCCUUGCGAGGAAAGGCUAUUUAUUUCGUGGCUAUUGCGGGUAAUCCCAAGCUGACCGGCUGCUAUUUGGAUUUGAUCGACACUUUGAUGUUUAGUAGUCACCAAGGUGGAGAAUUCACUGUUGAAUUUAGGGCUCGAGGUGUAAACUAUGCUGCUUCUUCAAGGGACAUUCCCCAGCUAUCCGGAUACACUGAGAAUGUUGAAGGGAUCCCAGCAGCGUCGCCUUUCUCAUCUCCAUUUGACAAGAAAGGCUACGAUUUCAUUGUCUUUAUAGGGUCAAAGCACCGCCAGGAUAAGCAACACAUUGCACAACCCCUUCUUUUAUUUGCUGAGCUAUCAAAAGCAGAAUACUUUCGAGAAUCUUAUAACCUGCAACCCUAUCAUGCCACAACAACACUACCUAUGGCUUUCUAUCAAAUGGGCAGUUCAGUCGCCAAACUACUUUCCACUUGA
This is a messenger RNA of Aspergillus neoniger CBS 115656, 669 nucleotides long. RefSeq lists its product as uncharacterized. Bases 151 to 669 code for a protein of 172 amino acids. The transcript is spliced from 10 exons. The record is from RefSeq and is a predicted model, not a curated record. Lineage: Eukaryota; Fungi; Ascomycota; Eurotiomycetes; Eurotiales; Aspergillaceae.